AUGCAUCUGCUGGGGCUCAAUUGGCAACUGCAGCCCACAGAUGGACACGCGUUUAACAAUGGGAUCAGGACCAGCCUGCCCGGCAGCGACGACGUGGCCGCAGCGCCCCCUGGGGGCAAAGUGCCCUGGUCGUUGAGAAACAGCAGCAUCGACAGCGGCGAAGCGGAGGUGGGCCGACGGGUCACGCAGGAGGUGCCGCCGGGCGUGUUCUGGAGGUCCCAGCUCCACCUCAGCCAGCCGCAGUUCCUCAAGUUCAACAUCUCCCUCGGGAAGGACGCGCUCUUCGGGGUCUACAUACGAAGGGGACUCCCUCCGUCCCACGCACAGUACGACUUCAUGGAGCGCCUGGACGGGAAGGAGAAGUGGAGCGUGGUGGAGUCGCCCCGGGAGCGCCGCAGCAUCCAGACGCUGGUGCAGAACGAGGCCGUGUUCGUGCAGUACCUGGACGUGGGCCUGUGGCACCUGGCCUUCUACAACGACGGCAAGGACAAGGAGAUGGUGUCCUUCAACACGGUGGUCCUAGAUUCGGUGCAGGACUGCCCCCGGAACUGCCACGGGAACGGCGAGUGCGUGUCCGGCCUCUGCCACUGCUUCCCAGGAUUCCUCGGCGCAGACUGUGCUAAAGCCGCCUGCCCCGUGCUGUGCAGCGGGAACGGCCAGUACUCCAAGGGGACGUGCCAGUGCUACAGCGGCUGGAAGGGCGCCGAGUGCGACGUGCCCCUGCACCAGUGCAUCGACCCCGCCUGCGGCGGCCACGGCGCCUGCGUGGACGGCAGCUGCGUGUGCUCCACGGGCUACAAGGGCGAACACUGCGAGGAAGUCGACUGCCUGGACCCCAGCUGCUCCAGCCACGGCGUGUGCCUGGCCGGCGAGUGUCUGUGCAGCCCCGGCUGGGGCGGCCUCAACUGCGAGCUGGCGCGGGUGCAGUGCCCCGACCAGUGCAGCGGCCACGGCACCUACCUGCCCGACACGGGGCUCUGCAGCUGCGACCCCAACUGGAUGGGCCCCGACUGCUCCGUCGAAGUGUGUUCGGUAGACUGCGGCACGCACGGCGUCUGCAUCGGGGGAGCGUGCCGUUGCGAAGAGGGCUGGACGGGCGCGGCGUGCGACCAGCGCGUGUGCCACCCUCGCUGUCUUGAGCACGGGACGUGUAAAGACGGCAAAUGUGAAUGCCGAGAGGGCUGGAAUGGUGAACACUGCACCAUUGCGCACGUACUUGACCAGGUCGCAGUGCAUGGCUGCCCCGACUUGUGCAACGGGAACGGGCGAUGCACCCUGGGUCAGAACAGCUGGCAGUGCGUCUGCCAGACCGGCUGGCGGGGGGCCGGGAUGCAACGUCGCCAUGAGACGGCCUGCGCGGACAACAAGGACAACGAGGGAGAUGGCCUAGUGGAUUGCCUAGACCCCGACUGCUGCCUGCAGGCUGCCUGUCAAAGCAGCCUGCUCUGCCGGGGGUCCCGUGACCCCCUGGAGGUCAUUCAGCAGGGCCAGACCGAGUGGCCCACGGUGAAGUCCUUCUACGACCGCAUCAAGCUGCUGGCCGGGAAGGACAGCACCCACGUGAUCCCGGGAGACAACCCAUUCCACAGCAGCCUGGUCUCCGUCAUCCGAGGUCAAGUGCUCACCUCGGACGGAACGCCCCUGGUCGGGGUGAACGUCUCCUUCGUCAAGUACCCCAGAUACGGCUACACCAUCACCCGGCAGGACGGCACGUUCGACCUGCUGGCCAACGGGGGCGCCGCCCUGACCCUGCACUUCGAGCGGGCGCCGUUCCAGCAGGAGCGCACGGUGUGGCUUCCGUGGAACAACUUCCACGCCAUGGACCCGCUGGUGAUGAAGACGGAGGAGAACUCCAUCCCCAGCUGCGACCUGAGCGGCUUCCUGCGGCCCGACCCCAUCAUCGUCGCCUCCCCGCUCUCCACCUUCUUCAGCGCCACCCCCGGCCAGAGCCCCAUCGUGCCCGAGACCCAGGUCCUCCACGAGGAGCUGGAGCUCCCCGGCUCCAGCGUGAAGCUCCGGUACCUGAGCUCCCGCGCGGCCGGGUACAAGUCCCUGCUGAAGAUCAGCAUGACGCAGUCGGCCGUGCCCCUGAACCUCGUGCGGGUGCACCUGCUGGUGGCCGUGGAGGGCCACCUCUUCCAGAAGACCUUCCAGGCCUCCUCCAACCUGGCCUACACCUUCAUCUGGGACAAGACCGACGCCUACGGCCAGCGCGUCUACGGACUCUCGGACGCCGUGGUGUCGGUGGGCUUCGAGUACGAGACCUGCCCCAGCCUCAUCCUGUGGGAGAAGAGGACCUCCCUGCUGCAGGGGUUCGAGCUCGACCCGUCCCACCUGGGCGGCUGGUCGCUGGACCAGCACCACAUCCUCAACGUCAGGAGCGGCAUCCUGCACAAGGGCACCGGGGAGAACCAGUUCCUGACGCAGCAGCCGGCCAUCAUCUCGAGCGUGAUGGGCAACGGGCGGCGCCGCAGCAUCUCCUGCCCCAGCUGCAACGGCCUGGCCGAGGGCAACAAGCUGCUGGCGCCCGUGGCGCUGGCCGUGGGCACCGACGGCAGCCUCUUCGUGGGCGACUUCAACUACGUGCGGCGCAUCUUCCCGUCCCGCAACGUCACCAGCAUCCUGGAGCUGCGCAACAACCCCGCGCACAAGUACUACCUGGCGGUGGACCCCGUGUCGGGCUCGCUCUACGUCUCGGACACCAACACGCGGAUCUACCGCGUGCGGUCCCUGAGCGGAGCCAAGGACCUGGCCGGGAACUCAGAGGUGGUGGCGGGCACCGGGGAGCAGUGCCUGCCCUUCGACGAGGCGCGCUGCGGCGACGGGGGCAAGGCGGUGGAGGCCACGCUCAUGAGCCCCAGAGGGAUCGCCGUGGACAAGAACGGGCUGAUGUACUUCGUGGACGCCACCAAGGUGCGCAAGGUGGACCAGAACGGGAUCAUCUCCACCCUGCUGGGCUCCAACGACCUCACCGCCGUGCGGCCCCUGAGCUGCGACUCCAGCGAUGGACGUGGCUCAGUGCGCCUCGAGUGGCCCACAGACCUGGCCGUGAACCCCAUGGACAAUUCCCUGUAUGUUCUAGAAAACAACGUCGUCCUCCGCAUCACGGAGAACCACCAGGUGAGCGUCAUCGCCGGGCGGCCCAUGCACUGCCAGGCGGGCAUCGACUACUCGCUCAGCAAGCUGGCCAUCCACUCGGCGCUCGAGUCGGCCAGCGCCAUCGCCAUCUCGCACGCGGGCGUGCUCUACAUCACCGAGACGGACGAGAAGAAGAUCAGCCGGCUGCGCCAGGUCACCACCAACGGCGAGAUCUGCCUGCUGGCGGGCGCCGCGUCCGACUGCGACUGCAAGAACGACGUCAACUGCGUGUGCUACGCCGGCGACGAGGCCUACGCCCCCGACGCCAUCCUCAACGCGCCGUCCUCGCUCGCCGUGGCCCCCGACGGCACCGUCUACGUGGCCGACCUGGGCAACAUCCGCAUCCGCGCCGUCAGCAAGAACAAGCCGGUGCUCAACGCCUUCAACCAGUACGAGGCGGCCUCGCCCGGCGAGCAGGAGCUGUACGUGUUCAACGCCGACGGCGUGCACCAGCACACCCUGAGCCUGGUGACCGGCGAGUACCUGUACAACUUCACCUACGGCCCCGACAACCGCGUCACCGAGCUGGUGGACAACAACGGCAACUCCCUCAAGAUCCGCCGCGACGGCGCCGGCGCCGCCCGCCACCUGCUCAUGCCCGACAACCAGGUGGUCACGCUCACCGUGGGCCCCCACGGAGGCCUCAAGGCCGUGUCCACGCAGGGCCUGGAGCUGGGCCUCAUGACCUACAGCGGGAACACCGGCCUGCUCACCACCAAGAGCGACGAGACCGGCUGGACCACCUUCUACGACUACGACCACGAGGGGCGGCUGACCAACGUGACGCGGCCCACGGGCGUGGUCACCAGCCUGCACCGCGAGAUGGAGAAGUCCAUCACCAUCGACAUCGAGAACUCCAACCGCGACGACGACGUCACCGUGGUCACCAACCUGUCCUCGGUGGAGGCCUCCUACACGGUGGUGCAAGACCAAGUGCGGAACAGCUACCAGCUGUACAACAACGGCACCCUGCGCGUGCUGUACGCCAACGGCAUGGGCGUGAGCUUCCACAGCGAGCCGCACGUCCUGGCCGGCACCGUGACCCCCACCAUCAGCCGCUGCAACAUCUCGCUGCCCGCCGACAACGGGCUCAACUCCAUCGAGUGGCGGCUCCGCAAGGAGCAGAUCAAGGGCAAGGUCACCAUCUUCGGCAGGAAGCUGCGGGUCCACGGCAGGAACCUGCUGUCCAUCGACUACGACCGCAAAAUCCGCACGGAGAAGGUGUACGACGACCACCGCAAGUUCACGCUGCGGAUCAUCUACGACCAGGCCGGCCGGCCCUUCCUCUGGCUGCCCAGCAGCGGCCUGGCCGCCGUCAACGUCUCCUACUUCUUCAACGGCCGCCUGGCAGGCCUGCAGCGCGGCGCCAUGAGCGAGAAGAUCGACAUCGACAAGCAGGGCCGCGUCGUCUCCCGCAUGUUCGCCGACGGCAAGGUGUGGAGCUACUCCUACCUGGACAAGUCCACGGUGCUGCUGCUGCAGAGCCAGCGGCAGUACGUGUUCGAGUACGACGCGUCGGAGCGGCUGCAGGCCGUCACCAUGCGCGUGGCCCGCCACAGCGUGAGCACGCACACGUCCGUGGGCUACAUCCGCAACAUCUACAACCCGCCCGAGAGCAACGCGUCCGUCAUCUUCGACUACAGCGACGACGGCCGCAUCCUCAAGACCUCGUUCCUGGGCACGGGCCGCCAGGUGUUCUACCGCUACGGCAAGCUGUCCAAGCUGUCGGAGAUCGUGUACGACAGCACGGCCGUCACGUUCGGCUACGACGAGACGGGCGUGCUGAAGAUGGUGAACCUGCAGAGCGGCGGCUUCUCCUGCACCAUCCGCUACCGCAAGAUCGGGCCGCUGGUGGACAAGCAGAUCUACCGCUUCUCGGAGGAGGGCAUGAUCAACGCCCGCUUCGACUACACCUACCACGACAACAGCUUCCGCAUCGCCAGCGUCAAGCCGGUCAUCAGCGAGACGCCGCUGCCCGUCGACCUGUACCGCUACGACGAGAUCUCGGGCAAGGUGGAGCACUUCGGCAAGUUCGGCGUCAUCUACUACGACGUGAACCAGAUCAUCACCACGGCGGUGAUGACGCUGAGCAAGCACUUCGACACGCACGGGCGCGUGAAGGAGGUGCAGUACGAGAUGUUCCGCUCGCUCAUGUACUGGAUGACGGUGCAGUACGACAGCAUGGGGCGCGUGGUGAAGCGCGAGCUCAAGCUGGGGCCCUACGCCAACACCACCAAGUACACGUACGACUACGACGGCGACGGGCAGCUGCAGGCCGUGGCCGUCAACGACCGGCCCACCUGGCGCUACAGCUACGACCUCAACGGCAACCUGCACCUGCUCAACCCGGGCAGCAGCGCGCGCCUCACGCCGCUGCGCUACGACCUGCGCGACCGCAUCACCCGGCUGGGCGACGUGCAGUACCGGAUCGACGAGGACGGCUACCUGUGCCAGCGCGGCGCCGACGUGUUCGAGUACAACUCCAAGGGCCUCCUGACCCGCGCCUACAACAGGGCCGGCGGCUGGAGCGCGCAGAACCGCUACGACGGCGUGGGCCGCCGCGCCUCCUACAAGACCACUGGGCCACACCUGCAGUACUUCUACUCCGACCUCUACAACCCCACGCGCGUCACCCACGUCUACAACCACUCCAACUCCGAGAUCACCUCGCUCUACUACGACCUGCAGGGCCACCUGUUCGCCAUGGAGAGCAGCAGCGGGGAGGAGUACUACGUGGCGUCGGACAACACGGGCACGCCGCUGGCCGUCUUCAGCAUCAACGGCUUCAUGAUGAAGCAGCUGCAGUACACGGCCUACGGCGAGGUCUACUACGACUCCAACCCCGACUUCCAGAUGGUCAUCGGCUUCCACGGGGGCCUCUACGACCCGCUCACCAAGCUGGUGCACUUCACGCAGCGCGACUACGACGUGCUGGCCGGCCGCUGGACCUCCCCCGACUACGCCCUGUGGAAGGCCGUGGGCCGCGAGCCCGCCCCCUUCAACCUCUACAUGUUCAAGGGCAACAACCCGCUCAGCAACGAGCUCGACCUCAAGAACUACGUCACGGACGUGAAGAGCUGGCUUGUGAUGUUUGGGUUUCAGCUCAGCAACAUCAUCCCCAGCUUCCCCAGAGCCAAAAUGUACUUCGUGCCUCCGCCCUAUGAGCUGUCCGAGAGCCAGCCGCUCCACACCCCGGUCCUCUCGUCCCCGCAGCUCAUCACCGGCAUCCAGCAGACCACCGAGCGGCACAACCAGGCCUUCAUGGCCCUGGAGGGCCAGGUCAUCUCCAAGAAGCUGCACGCGGGCGGCCGGGAGAAGGCGGGGCGCUGGUUCGCCACCACCACGCCCAUCAUCGGCAAGGGCGUCAUGUUCGCCAUCAAGGAGGGCCGGGUGACCACGGGCGUGUCCAGCCUGGCCAGCGAGGACAGCCGCAAGGUGGCGUCGGUGCUCAACAACGCCUACUACCUGGAGAGGAUGCACUACAGCAUCGAGGGCAAGGACACGCACUACUUCGUGAAGAUCGGGGCGGCCGACGGCGACCUGGUCACGCUGGGCACCACGCUGGGCCGCAAGGCGCUGGACAGCGGGGUGAACGUGACGGUGUCGCAGCCCACGCUGCUGGUGAACGGCCGCACGCGCCGCUUCACCAACAUCGAGUUCCAGUACUCCACCCUGCUGCUGAGCAUCCGCUACGGCCUCACGCCCGACACGCUGGACGAGGAGAAGGCGCGCGUCCUGGACCAGGCCCGGCAGCGCGCGCUGGGCACCGCCUGGGCCAAGGAGCAGCGGCGCGCCCGGGACGGCCGCGAGGGCAGCCGGCUGUGGACGGAGGGCGAGCGGCAGCAGCUGCUGAGCACCGGCCGCGUGCAGGGCUACGAGGGCUACUACGUGCUGCCGGUGGAGCAGUACCCAGAGCUGGCGGACAGCACCAACAACAUCCAGUUCUUGAGACAGAACGAGAUGGGCAGGAGGUAACGGCACGGCCCGCCGCCAUCUCUGUCUGGAUGGCUCCGCCGAAUCCCGGGA
This is a messenger RNA of Perognathus longimembris pacificus (Pacific pocket mouse), 7164 nucleotides long. RefSeq names its product teneurin transmembrane protein 2 (gene Tenm2). Gene Ontology annotation, cellular component: neuron projection. The record is from RefSeq and is a predicted model, not a curated record. Gene Ontology annotation, biological process: heterophilic cell-cell adhesion; neuron development. Gene Ontology annotation, molecular function: cell adhesion molecule binding; protein homodimerization activity; protein heterodimerization activity. NCBI's taxonomy places the organism in Eukaryota, Metazoa, Chordata, Mammalia, Rodentia, Heteromyidae.